AUGCUCCCACCUCCGGUCGAGCCCCGCCCUUCCCUCUCAGCAGCACGCGCAAUAGCGCGCGCAUCAGCGCGAGCAGCGGCGGCAGCAGCGGUAGCGGCAUCACCAGAAGGGGCUGGAUCAGUGGCAGGGGCUUCGUCAGUGUCAGACUAUUCUCUCGACGGCUCUCCUGCUGCGUCUGACACGGCAUCAUCAGCAUCCCCUCCCUCCUCUCGCCCUUCCACUCCUCCUCCCCGUGCUGCUGUCCUUCCCGCCCUCCCUUCCCCGCCCUCUCCCGUGCUCUCUCCUGCCGACCUCGUUCUGAUCCAAGACGUGCGAUCAGCGCUUGAAGAUGCUGACGUGGACACGCAAGAAUGGCUGACGGACGACACAGUGCUGCGCUAUGCAGUGCCAGGCAAGCGCCACGUGGCAACAAUGGUGAACCGCAUCCGCGCCACUGCCACGUGGCGCCGCUCCUUCCACCUCCUCUCGCCGCCUGAGGUGCUCUGCUCGCCCUGGCGCCCGUUCGGCUACUGGCACGGCGCGGACGUGGACGGCAGGCCUUGUCUUGUUCUGCACAUUGGGCGGGCGACUAAGGCCAUUCCAUCUGCCUUCCAUGCCGAUUUUGUCUCCUACCUGGCGUCCCUAGUGAGCGCCGUGGCAGCAUCCCUCACCCUGGCAUGCCCUGACAGCGGGCGCAUAGCCGUCAUUCUGGACUGCCAGGGCGCGCCUGCCUUGUGGCACCUGCCGGUGGGGCUGCUGCGCGCCACCAUCACCACUCUGCACCGCAACUUCCCACACCGCAUGGCCCGCCUGCACGUGCUGCACCUGCCGUCCGCUCUGCGCCUCCUGGCUCGCGCCAUGCUGCAGCUGCUGAGCUCAACCACACGCAGCAAGAUACAGAUCAUUGGUGGAGGAUCUUCUGCCACGUCAUCACUCUCCGAUCUCUUCGGGCUCCAAGUCAGCGUGCCAGCUAGGCUGGCAGGCGGCUGCAUUUGUGCGGUGUGCUGCGAUGCAGAAGCAGAGGGAGAGACAGGGGGGGGAGGAGGGCCCAGGGUGGAGCAGAGGCAUGGGGAGAGUGGGGGAGAGGCGGGUGCUGCAGCACAGGCAGGAACGGCAGCAGAGGUAGCCAGAGGCGCAGGAGCAGGCUUAUCAGGUCCUUGUGACUCGCUUCCACUGGAGCACCCUUAUAACGGCAUGAUCGAUUCCGCCACCUGCAUAUCUUCACCCGUGCUACCCUCCACCCCUCAGCAACCCUCGCCCCAGCAGUUGCCACCGCUGCAUGCGUCACCCCAGCAGUUUUCGCCUAUGCGGCCCCGCCGCUCCCCCCUUGUCUGUGCUCUACGCUCAGACAGAGGGCGGGCAGUGUCGCAUGGGGUGGAGUGGGCAGAGAGGCGGUGGGUGAGCCGGCACGUGGUGUGGAGGAUGCUGCUGCUACUGCUCAUGGCCCUCACUCUCACCGCCCUCUGCCUCUGCUCCGCUGCUGCCAUGGGUAGCUACUCUUACUAA
Messenger RNA from Closterium sp. NIES-65, 1485 nucleotides. Lineage: Eukaryota; Viridiplantae; Streptophyta; Zygnematophyceae; Desmidiales; Closteriaceae. The record is from the annotation of a GenBank genome assembly.